CUUAAUCAUUCUUACAGUGCUCUCGAUGAAGCAAGAGACGUGUUUGGUGUCGAAGAUUUCAAUUUUGACGAAUUUUAUGACGAGGAUGAAGAACCUGUUGACGAUGACGACGAGGAUCAAGAGGAUAUAAUGGACGAAGAAACAGAAGGCGAAGCGAGAGUGCGACGUGUACGAACAAAAGAAAAAAGCAGUACUCUUCUUGAUGCUAUGGAACCCUCCGAACUAGAACGAGGAUUCAUGGCUCCUAUGGACAAAAAAAUACAACUAGAAGAUAAGCCGGAAAGGUUCCAACUUCGGAAGACUCCUGUAACCGAAGCUGAUGAGCUUGAGUUGGAGCUUGAAUCUAAAUGGAUAUAUUAUCACGCUUUCUCUCACACUUCUGUUUCAAAUCAGUCAACUCUUCUACAUUACGUGAGUGACUUUCGAGGGCAUGAUCGAUCUCAGUGUGUAGAUGAAGCACAGGAAACUAUUAAGGAAGCUUUGAACUUUAUGCGCAAUCAGUUGUUUGAGGUCCCAUUUAUCGCGUUUUACCGCAAGGAAUUAGUGAGCAGUGUUUUGUCGAUCAACGAUCUGUGGAAAGUGUAUGAAUGGGAUGAGAAAUGGUGUCACUUACAAAACAGAAAGAAGAAGAUUUCUCUUAAUCUUCAGCUUAGAUGUGUCUCUUUUUCUCAUAGGGUUCAAAGCGCCAACUCUGUUGAGGCAAUUGGGGAUUUGUCAGCUCAGUUUCAUCUCUAUUAUGGCUCAGAAGUGAAUCGAAUGCUGGAUUGGGAAGCAGCACAGAAGGUGGGUAAGAUUAAAUCAGCGUUUUUAAUACAAAUGUUGAUUUCUGUUCAUAUGCAGUUAUGCGUUGAUAACGGAGUAGGAGAAAUGGUUACCAGGUUCGGAAUUACGGCUCGACAGCUCGCCGAGAAUUUAGAUUGGAAGAAACAUGAAAUAGAACAAGAUCCGGUGGCACCCAAAGUAGCUGCUGCGGAUUACACUAGCUCUGCUUUUCCUACACCGGAGGCUGUUAUUGCUGGCGCAAUUUAUAUGAUGGCACGAGAGCUGAGUCGAGAACCAGCUGCACGUGAGCGCAUUCGGCAGGUUUACCGUGAAAAUGCGAAACUGUACAUACGUCCCACUCAAAAAGGCCGGGAGCAUUUGGAUGAGACCAAUCCAGUGUGGAAAAUGAGCUUUAUCCUCUAUCCUUUUAUACCUGAGAUUCUCUGGUGGUUUAGUUGUAUUAUGGUAUUUUCCAUUUUUCAGUCUAUGUUAUUUUUUCUUCAGGAUGAAUACUCAGAGGUUGUUGAGGAGUGGAAUUCGAUACGUGAGAAAGCAACCAAAAUGGCCAUCGAUGAGAUGCUUCUUCCGUUCCUCGAAAAAGAGUUAGAGCAAAAGUUAUUAGAUGAGGCUAAAGGAAAUGUGAUUCUAGGAGAAGUACGUGUGAUGGCAAUUGCUUAUUCCGCAGAUUUUAACGAGGCAUCAUUUGGAGCUCUGGUAGAUCAAGAUGGUGAUGUCAUCGACUAUUGUCGGAUGGUGCACUUUACAAAACGAUCCGGAGGAUUUGGACCUCAACAGGAACUUAAAAGAGAAUCAAUGAAUUUCUUCAAAACAUUUGUGGAACGUCGACGUCCACAUGUGAUUGGGUUAUGUGGAGAAAAUCUUGAUAGCAUCCGACUUCGACGCGAUAUUGAAGAGUGCUUGAGUAGGAUGGUGUCUGAAGGCGAAAUUCCGCGUGCACCACCAGUUUAUAUUGUGGACAACGAGGCUGCGAAAGUAUACAUGUUGUCAAAAGGGGCCACUGUGAGUACAGAACAUUCUGGAUAUCCGCCCACCUUAUUGCAAGCCGUUUCUUUGGCUCGCCUUCUACUUGAUCCAUUGUGGGAAUACGCCCAUUUAUGGAAUGCCGAUGAAGAUAUAUUUUGUUUGGCUUUCCAUCCCCUGCAAAAUGAAGUCAAUAAAGAAGAGCUUGGCAAUGUGUUAGCUCGUGAAAUUAUCAACCGUGUUAAUGAGGUUGGGGUUGAUGUGAAUAGAUGCUUGGAAUAUCCACAUACUGCCAAUGUUCUGCAGUUUGUUUGUGGUCUUGGACCUCGGAAGGCUACUCAUUUACUAAAAAUGUUGAAACAACACGAUCAUUUACUGGAAAGUCGGACAAAACUGGUAACACUUUGUCGUAUGGGACCGAAAGUCUUCAUGAACUGCGCAGGAUUUAUCAAGAUAGAUACUACACGGGUUGCUGAAAAAACGGAUGCAUACGUUGAAGUGUUAGAUGGUUCCCGUGUACAUCCGGAGACAUACGAGUGGGCAAGGAAAAUGGCUGUUGAUGCUUUAGAGGUGGAUGACUCGGCGGAUCCUACAACUGCUUUAGAAGAAAUUCUACAAGCUCCUGAUCGGUUAAAGGAUCUAGAUUUAGAUGCAUUCGCAGAAGAAUUAAAAAGACAGGGCUUCGGUGAGAAAAAGGCAACUCUUUACGAUAUUUCGGCCGAGUUAAAUCACCGGUACAAGGAUCAAAGAAGACCAUUUACUCCAUUAUCUGACCAGGAAUUGUUUGCUUUGCUAACUAAAGAGUCAAAAGAGUCGUUGGUGGAGGAAAAACGGGUUUGUGGAGUCGUCAUUGGCGUUCAGUUCAAAAAGAUUCCUGAGGACCAACGAGCAGCCUAUUUAUCCGGACAAGAACAUAUGGAUCCGCGUAAAGGUGGGUGUCCUGGCAUACCUGUUGGUAUUCGAGUAAAACUUGACAAUGGUGUGUGCGGUUUCAUCCCCAAUAAGAUGAUUUCAGACAAACCAGAAUCGUUCAAGAACCCUCUUGAAAGAGUGAAGGUGAAUCAACCUAUAUAUUGUCGAAUUAUCAAACUGGAACCAGAGAAGUUUUCUUGCCUUUUGUCAUGUCGCACAUCUGAUCUUAACAAAGAGACUACGGUUGUUCAUGGUCGUUAUUGGGAUUACGAGGCUGCGAAGGAGGAUAGUGAGAAAGACCGUAGUGCCAAAAUUCUGAAGGCUGAAGCAAAUUUUACCCAUCGACAAAUAGUACAUCCACAAUUUCAUAAUGUCAGCUAUAGAGAAGCACAAAGGAUGCUUAAUGGGAGGGAGACAGUGAUGGAUCUGUCUUUUCAGGGUGAUAUGGUAAUUCGACCAUCAGCAAAGUCAACAAAUAGGUUGACAAUUUCGUGGAAAGUGACGGGUGGUGUUGUGGCAAACAUUGAUGUUGAAGAGCACGAUAAAGAUGAGCCGACCGAAUUAGGUCGUCGACUUACUGUAUUGGGUGAAGAAUUUGAUGAUCUUGAUGAAGCAAUAACAAGGAUUUUGUAUCCCAUGGCUGACUUAUGUAGGGAUAUAACAGGUCACAAGUACUACAUGAAAGGAGUCUUCUCUGAGGAACGGGAAAAAAUAGAGGUGAAACUGCGUGAAGAUAAAAGAAUGGUUCCUGGUAGAAUUCCGUACACGUUAACAGCUUCUCGCACCUAUCCUGCAAAAUUUGUUCUCUCUUAUCUGGCAAGAAUAAAACCAUGUCAUGAGUACAUAUCUGUAACUAGCGAAGGACUGAAGUUUAGACAAAGGUUUUUUUCUUCACUUGAUGCAUUGCUAGCCUGGUUCAAGAUUCAUUUUCGAGAACCUCCUCCUGGGUUAAAUUGUGGGUUUAACUUCACCUUUUUUAAACAUAUUUCUGGUGUCCAUUACUUUGAAUUAAAUUUGUAA
Angiostrongylus costaricensis is the source of this 3675-nucleotide messenger RNA. Lineage: Eukaryota; Metazoa; Nematoda; Chromadorea; Rhabditida; Metastrongylidae. The record is from the annotation of a GenBank genome assembly.